AUGUUAAAAAAGUCAAUAGACGAAAAUAAAGAUAUAGAGUCAUCCCUACUUCAAUACAGAAAUACCCCCCUUAAGAAUUUAAAUUACUCCCCCUCACAGCUACUAAAUAGCAGAUGUUGUAAGACAAAAUUGCCAAUACCAACUAGUUCCUUGGUACCAGCAGUCUGCACAAAUGUAUCUGAGAAAAUAGAACAUAAAUUAAACACUUACACCAAAUAUUAUAAUAAGCAGGCUAAAGACUUGAAACCUUUAGAACCAGGGCAAAAUGUAAUAAUCCACAAUGAUUCCAAGAAAACAUGGGAUCAAGGUCAAAUAAUUGAUCAUCAUGUUUAUCCACGGUCAUAUCUGGUUAGAGAUGGUUGUGGUAACACUCUUCGUCGCAAUAGAGUAGAUCUUAAACCAUCUGUUAACACAUUCCAGGAGUCUGCGAAUCUUGAAGAGCAUAUUUCACCUAUCUCUGACAAAGGUACUGAUCAGGAAAAUUAUCCUCAAAAUAUUGUAAACCUAACUAGCUCACCCGAACCCUGUACUCCUUCUCAGCAACUCAUUGUAACAACCCGCACCGGAAGAAUUAUAAAGAGACCUGAUAAAUUAAACCUAAGAGCUAGACAAAAGCUAGAAAAAGAACACAGAGAGUUAUCUAUAAACACCAGCCGCAGGUCCUCGGCCUCAUCAACAAGCCCGAGAAGUCCGAUCACACUACAACUUAAAAGGAGCAUACAUCACCCUUACCGGCAUGUAAGUACCCCCAAACCGAAGGAAUCACACAGAUCCUCAAAUAGUGAAAGAAGAGACUCUCGGGAGAGGUCCCACAAAACCGACGAGAAAACUCGAAAAAGGUCCAAAAACCAUAGUUCCAACAGAGAUAGAGGGGAAAUGGAAGUAAAUGAGGCCGAUUUGUACCCACCCCCAUCAUCUGAGCACAAAAAAUCCAGCAGAAACAUCACUGAAAAGUUCGCUGAAAAAAAUGAUGAAAAUGCCGCUUUUUACACUCCACCACAAGAAAUCACAUCAAACUCAUCCACGAUGACAGACUACUCCCCCGACAGUGAUCCCAUGUCGAGAUAUGGAAUGGCUAGUGCGACAAAGGACGCCACCACGGAUCCUACCCUCAUUAGUGCCGAAUUAGUGCUCCAAAACCUAGACAGUGCGAUAAACAACAUAAACAACGAAAACUCCGGGCCUAUUAAUAACAGUGUACAUACCAUAAAUCAAAACAGUGCUCCCCCUAAUAAUGUCAGUGUUGUGACGGAACCGAAAUUCGAAUCCGCGUAUAACACCCUCGCGCUACCGAAUACGGUCACCGCAAGGGUCCUCAACUUCGGGAUUGACCCCCCCACGUCAAGUGAAGAUGAAAGAGGGAAACAGUUCAACUUCAAACAUAAAACGUUACUAACCAAACGUAAAAAUAUGUCUCCAGUUGGCCAAGAAGCACAAGACAACCCCCGUAACAUGCCACCGGAAAACCCAAACAAAAUCGACGAAUUUCAAAUCCCGAAAAAAACGAAAAAAUUCAGGACGAAUUUUAUAAAAAUGCUGGAACAAAAGGCGGCAGCUACAAUAUCCACAACAAAUAGAUUUGAAGCCAUUGGCGAAUCAGAAAGCGACUCUGAAAGCGAAACUGAACCGACUACAUCCACAGAAAACAAAAUAAAAGGGAAAGCAACCCCUAACAUACGAAUCAAAGGCCAGUCAACACGUCAAAAAUCCUCAGUGAAAAACACAAUCGGUGAAAAAACCAAACCAAAAUCGAGAGACACAAUCCCCCCCAUAGUUAUAGACGGGAAUACGGAUAAUCACGUAAACCUUGCAAAGGACCUAAAAGAAAUCGUCAAGGGAAAAUACUCGAUCAAAUACACCAACGCUACGACGGUCAUUUACACAGAAAACGAUGGAGACUACAAAAAACUACUAAGCAGCAUUAAAGAAGCUGAAAUCCCGCAUCAUACGUAUACAUCUAAAGCUGACAAAACACAUGCUUUUGUACUCCGGGGAAUGGGUAAGGGAGUUGAAAAAAAUGCAAUAAUUGAAGACAUGCAAGAAACGUACGAAAUUGCAGUCAAAGAAAUAUAUCUAAUGUCAACCAAAUUUAGACCCCUCUACCUAGUGGUGACGGACCCAGCGAUCACCCUAGAGUGCCAAGCUUGGGGACAUGCCACAGCAAAUUGUGGCCGCCCCCCUCGGUGCCUGAAGUGCGCAGGGGACCACCUGACCAACGUAUGCACAAAAACCCGUGAAACACCCGCCACAUGUGCCAACUGCCACGGCAGCCACCCGGCCAAUUACACCAAAUGUGAGGCUUACCUGGAAAGAGCCUCGAGGUUAGAGGAGAGAAGAGCGACGCAAAAACCUCCACUGAAAAAAUAUGUACCAGCCCCUCCACCAACCCAAUCGGCCUGGGACAAAAACAGAAACCCCACUGCACAAGAAUUACGCGAUUUCCCACCCCUCCCUACAUCCAGUAAUUCCCAAUCUAAAUUUCAGCCUCAACCACCAAGGAGAAACUCCAAUGUCAAAAAUGUAAAUGAAAAACCACCACAAACCGGAGGAAUGGACGAUCUCUUUGCCCUCAAUAAAGAAUUCGAAGAGCUUAACUCUAUGGGCGACUUCAGCGUCAAGCAUACUAAUGCCAGCACUAUAAUCUUCGUGGAAGACAGGGAAGACCACAGCAGGGUGCUCAGCAACAUCAAAGCUGAAAAACUCUCGUACCACACGUACACAUCAUAUGACGAUAAAUCUCACGCUUUUGUCUUGCGUGGACUAGCUGAGGGCACCAAAGUAACAGACAUAAUCGAAGACCUUGAGGAAGAGCACGAAAUCAAAGCUCGAAACGUGUUCCAAAUGAAUACAAAAGAAAGACCCCUGUUUCUGGUGGUAACGGACCCGGCAAUUACCCUGGAUUAUUUGAAUAAAAAUACUCGACGAAUUCUAUACACCAGGGUAGUAUGGGAGAUGAGGAAAUCGACAAAAGCCAUAAUUCAAUGCCACAACUGCCAGCAAUGGGGGCACGCUACAUCCAACUGCGGUAGGCCGUCUAAAUGCGUCAAAUGUGCGGGUGAUCACCACACCCGUACAUGCACGAAGACACGGGAAACACCAGCCACAUGUGUAAAUUGCGGGGGUGAUCACCCUGCAAAUUACUCGAAAUGUCAGGCGUACACGAGUAAGCUAGAAAGACUAGAAGAAAGACGGCCUAGACCACAGCAGAAAUUUGUCCCCGCCCCUGCGCCAAGAACUAACCAAUGGGAGGCCAGGAAACAAGCCAGAAGCGCAAAUAUCGAAUACCCGGCCCUGCCCACAAGAAAGCAUGAAGCAAACGAAAACAAGAAGACAAACAGUGAAAGGGCAGUGCCGAGCAACAUACAUAUGGAUAACGUAACAACGUUGAAUAAGGAACUAGCCGAACUAAAUAAGCUAAUCAAUAUCGGUGAGUUAACAAGGGCGAUAAGAGCGCUUAACGCUGCACUAAAACAAUGCAUUACAGGACAACAGAUAAUAGAGACUUACAACGCGUUUAUGAGCGACGUUGACAAUCAAUACAAACUUAGGAACUGA
Psylliodes chrysocephalus is the source of this 3555-nucleotide messenger RNA. NCBI's taxonomy places the organism in Eukaryota, Metazoa, Arthropoda, Insecta, Coleoptera, Chrysomelidae. The record is from the annotation of a GenBank genome assembly.